This is a messenger RNA of Morchella sextelata, 1368 nucleotides long. RefSeq lists its product as uncharacterized. NCBI's taxonomy places the organism in Eukaryota, Fungi, Ascomycota, Pezizomycetes, Pezizales, Morchellaceae. The transcript has 3 exons. Gene Ontology annotation, molecular function: protein binding. The record is from RefSeq and is a predicted model, not a curated record. Gene Ontology annotation, cellular component: nucleolus; preribosome, large subunit precursor. The coding region runs from base 1 to 1368 and encodes 455 amino acids. Gene Ontology annotation, biological process: ribosomal large subunit biogenesis.
AUGAAAUUCGCAAUUGGAGACGACGUUGGCCAGGUCAAAAUAAUAACGACCACCCGCGGAAUCGACACCUCCGUCCAGACCUCCGCCAGAGCAAAGAUUGUCUCCUUCCUCGAGCCAAAUCGUAAUGCCGCAAUCCAAUCAAUGCAGGUCCUGCGGUUCCGCGGCCGCGACGGUAUCAUCGCAGCAGCAUCAAAAGGCGGUCUAAUCCGCUUCCUCGACCCUACAGUCUCGCCGCUCGCCCCAGAGGACGAGCAGAUCCUCCACACGCACCAGCUCCCCGGCGGCACCGACACAGACAUCAUUGGGCUCGGCCACACGGCCAGCGGGAUACUCUACGCCGCGACCUCCACAGGCCACAUCGAGUUCCUCACGCAGUUCGCCGACGAGUCCAGCACCAUCGCAGUCUCCACCCACGACUUCCCCGGCGACUUCUCCGCCGUCGGCGUACACGGCGAGCAGCAAAGCGGAGUCCCAAAAGCGGUAGCACUCGGCGGGAAGGACCGCGACGUCGAGAUCUGGGAGAGCUCUGUCUCGGACGGCAAAGCGACAUGGAAGUCCGUAUGGAAGGCCAAGAACGUCAAGCCCACAAAACUCGGCCUUGAGGUCCCCGUGUGGGUCUCAAAUAUCAUAUUUCUCCCCUGCUCACCACCACCGCCGGCCCCCGCGGUAGUGCCAGGGAAGGGACGAAGACAUGCGCCAGCUCCUGCAACGACAGAGGCAUACCGUCUCGCCGUAUCCACCCACCACUCCCACCUCCGCCUCUACGACACGACGGUAUCCCGUCGCCCAGUCUUCACAGAGACGCUCUCACGCACACCGAUCCUAACGCUCCAUCUACACCCCUCCACACCCGCUGACGCAGACUCGCCACUAACGUCGGCCAAGGAGUCGCCCGAGACCACGACCACGCUGCAGGAGCUGCACUUUGUGUACAGCGACAAGAACGGGCAUUUCGGGCUUCACAGCACGGCGACGCGGCGCUCGCUCGGAAUCUACAAGGGCAGCACCGGCGCUGUGUUGGCGACUGCCGCGGAGGGGGGGCUGGUGGCGGGCGUGGGGUUCGACCGCUAUCUGUGGGUGUAUGAUGGUGAGGAGCGGGACGUGGUGAGCAAGGUGUAUGUCAAGACGAAGGGCACGGCGGUGGUUGUGCUGGAUGGAGAGGAUGAGGUGGUGGUGGUGGAGAAGAAGAAGGACGAGGAGGCCGAGGUGUGGGAUGAGUUGGAGGAGGUCGGGGAUGAGGAUCUCGGCAGGAAGAAGGGGAAGGGCGCGGAGGAGAAGGAGGACGAUUAUACGGAGGCUUUGGUCACGAUCAAGAGGAAGAAGAUGUCGAAGCCCCCCGGAGGGGAUAAGAAGAGGAGGAUCGCGUAG